This is a messenger RNA of Penicillium crustosum, 1812 nucleotides long. RefSeq lists its product as uncharacterized. Bases 1 to 1812 code for a protein of 603 amino acids. The transcript is spliced from 9 exons. NCBI's taxonomy places the organism in Eukaryota, Fungi, Ascomycota, Eurotiomycetes, Eurotiales, Aspergillaceae. The record is from RefSeq and is a predicted model, not a curated record.
AUGGCUAGUAAAAGGUCGCACGUCUUCCGGGUGACCGGCCUAUCUAGGAAACUACUCGAUGAAGAACUCAAGACCGCAUUACACGACGCGCUCAACGACAACUUCGCGGACGACGAGAGAUCGCAUAUCAAAGCUAAGAUCACGAUCGUGCCUUCAUACUAUAAAAGUGACACAGAGAGGGUGGCGCUGGUACAAUUUCGCGGUAGGGUGCCUCAGUUCCUCCGAAGAGGAAAUCUUGGUCGGAUGUGGCUCCAGGACUUCAUAUCGAAGGAUCUACCGCAGUGCCGCACCAUGAUCUACAGGUACAACUCCAAGCUAUCGAGCCACGGAGUCGAUACGAUCCUCGAUUACGGGCGGGAGCUGAUAGAGGAGAUCAAGAAAAUUCGGAACACAAAGGAGCAAGUUUGGCUGAUUGUUCCACUAGCUCUAGCAGAGACCUUUGAUAUUCAUCGCACACAGUUUUGGAGGCAUAAUCAUGGCUCAUUGCCUGGUGAGGGCCAUUCAGACCAUGGAAAAGACCACCCGGCGAUCACAUCGCUACAUCGAGCCACGUACGGCAUGAUCCUCUUUGCCAUCCCAUAUAAAGGAUUGAUACUAGCCGGGGAUCACAGCCAUCCGCGAGGGCAGUUACUACAGCAGAUCUCUAGUAAAUCCGACUUACUGAUCCACCAGCUAGCGGAUUUCAAAAACUUGAUCAGAGAUCGAAGAGUGGUCAGCUUCUAUGAGACAGAGCAGACGAGGCGGUUGGCAUUAGUGAGUGUUGGUCUUUGCCUGAAACAGGCCAUGAAACGCACCGGGGAUUUUGUGACGACGAUUAGCGCAGACUCGGCUCUUCUGCAGCUCCCCGAUCAUGUAGAGGACAAGGUGCCGCUACACGCAGACCACUCAGAGGUGGUCAAAUUCGACACGCGUAACGCGGCCGGAUAUCGAAUAGCGCUCGAUAAGCUACGGCAGUUCUCAAAAGAGGCGCCAUCGGUGGUGGCGGCUCGGUUCACGCAAACGCGUCCGAAGCCCCAGCCGUGCUCCACAGUACCUUUCAAGAAAGACCCGAUGUUUAUAGGCCGUGAGGCUGUCAUCAGCGCUAUCAAGGAAAGACACAAGGCGAUCGGUCAGCGACAUGAGCGGGUGGCAUUGGUGGGGUUGGCCGGCGUUAGAAAAACCCAGACAGCCAUCGAGUAUUCCUAUCGUGUGCGAGAAUCCACACCGGACAUGUGGGUGUUUUGGAUCCACGCCAGCAAUGCGGCGCGGCUGGAACAAGGCUAUCAGCAGAUUGCCGCAGCUGAGGUUCCGGGGCGGGAUGAUCCAAAGAUGAACAUCCUCCAGCUCGUGUAUCAGUGGUUGUGUGAUGCACGCAAUGGGCGCUGGCUGAUGGUGUUAGACAAUGCGGAUGACGAUGGUAUCUUUUUCAGUGACAAUACAUUCAACGAACGAGGGCCGCUGGUGAGCUUCCUGCCCCAGGCGGCCCAUGGAUCAAUCCUGAUCACAUCGCGAAAUGGGCUUGCGGCACGGAAUCUGGUGGGGAGCGAUCGUCAUGUGAUCACAGUUCAGCCAAUGAAUGAGGACGAGUCCCUCACCCUUUUACGGGCAAGGGUUCCGGCCUCUCAAUCAGGAGAGUCUGGAGAGUCUGGAGAGGAUGAGAAGGCACUGGUCCUGGCCCUGGAAUAUAUUCCACUGGCAGUAUGGUCGCAGCACCACAGCACCAGAAUUUAUUUAGUGCUGCGGGGCCGGGACCAAAAAUCGGCUGGUGCUGCGGGACUUGUCAAGGCCUACCCAUUCAUAACCCAUCAAAACCCAAGAGAACCCCAUUUAUAA